This is a messenger RNA of Apus apus (common swift), 4385 nucleotides long. It is a transcript of the gene KEL, whose product is annotated as Kell metallo-endopeptidase (Kell blood group). The transcript has 20 exons. The record is from RefSeq and is a predicted model, not a curated record. Gene Ontology annotation, cellular component: plasma membrane. Gene Ontology annotation, molecular function: metalloendopeptidase activity. Lineage: Eukaryota; Metazoa; Chordata; Aves; Apodiformes; Apodidae. The coding region runs from base 832 to 2847 and encodes 671 amino acids. Gene Ontology annotation, biological process: protein processing.
UGUUGGGUGGGCAGGACAGCAAAGCUAUUGGAGAGAAAAGAAGCAAAUAGUUGAGAAGAGGCAUGGGGAGAUAGAGAAUCAUACUUCUGUUCAAAAAUAUUUCAGUGCAGCUCCAAGAGACAGAAAGACACAUUAGUCUCAGGAAGUGUCAGAAGGGAACAAAAAAUGCAAGUUUUAUGAGCAGUAAAGGUGUUAGGAAGAGAAGCAAACAGCCAAGCUGGGAAGAAGAGAUUGUCUCUGAACUUAGGAGGGAGGCUUGGCACAGCAGACUGAUAGUAAACAAGUAAACAGAGCUGACAACUCUGGUAACCACAGGAGCAAAGCCUGCUCAGUGACAAGGAUGACAACUCUUCCAGAGGAAUUGUACAUAGUAUAUUAGGACAGAUGAUUACACAGAAUCAAAGAAUCAGAGAAUCACCAAGGCUGGAAGAGACCUCUGAGACCAUCAAGUCCAGCCUAUGGCCAACACCACCACAUCUCCAGACCACGACACUAAGUGCCACAUCCAGCCUGUCCUUGAACACAUCCAGGGAUGGUGCCUCCACCACUGCCCUGGGAAGUCCAUUCCAAUGUCUAAUCACCCCACCUGUGAGGAAGUGCUUCCUAACAUCCAACCUAAACCUCCCCUGGAGCAGCUUCACCCUCUCACCCUGCCACUAGUUGCCUGGGAGAAGAGCCCAGCCCCACCUGACUGCAACCUCCCUUCAGACCUGUGACCAGGAGCUGAGAACAGGUGCAAAGAAAAAACGAUGUCUUCAGGGGAAAAGCCUACUUCUGUGUAUACUGCUUCUCAGUACUCUCCUUGGAUUUACACUACUUAUCACCUACAUCAUGAUGACUUGUAGUCUAGGAUCCUGUGAUGUUGAGCCGAGUCUUACACUGUUGGCCAGACUCCUGAAUUCUAGGAAUGACACUGUAGACCCCUGUGUGGAUUUCUACAAGUAUGCCUGUGGCAGCUGGAAAGGCAAACAGUCAAGCAGAACCACAGAAGAAUCACUGAAUGUAUUUGAUGUGCUGUUGGAAGAAAACCAGCUGAUCCUGAAAAGGCUUUUAGAGAGCCCCCAGUUUGGGUUAAGAGGCUCAGCUAAAGAGAAAGCAAUCCGGUUCUAUCGCUCCUGCAUGGAUACCCAACAGAUAGAAUCCCAAGGAACUCAACCAUUGAAGGAUCUCCUAAAUCAGGUUGGUGGAUGGAAUAUCACAGGUGAGGGGAAAGCAAAAAAUUUUAAUGAAACUCUUCAGACUCUCAUGGGCAGAUACAGCACCUUUCCCUUUUUCAGAGUUCAGGUGGGACCUGGUCCUUUUGACCAUGAGACCAACAUUAUUCAGAUUGACCAUCCUGAGUUUGAGAUGCCACCUGAGAGUAAAUUCAAAGAGAAAAAUUAUCUUGAGGUUCUCCGUGUGUAUCUCUCAUAUUUGAAGAAACUGGAGGGCCUACUUGGAGGCCCACAGGAUGGUUCCCCUGACUCUUUUUCCCUUACUUUGUCCUUCAUCUCUAACCUCCAGCGAGUUGUCACCCCACUGCAGGAAAGACAGCAGAGGGGGUUGCUGUUCUUUCGUACUACCAUUAGGGAGCUACAGGAAAAGGCACCUGCUAUUGACUGGCUGUCGUGUCUCCAGGCUGUCUUCCAUCCUAUGCCAAUGAACCUCUCUCAGCCAAUUGCAGUGCAUGACAUGGAUUACUUAAGAGGCAUGUCACAGCUUAUCCAGCAAUGGCAAAAGGGAAGGGUUCUUCACAUUUAUAUGAUUGUUUGUCUGAUUGGGAAUCUCUCCCCAGCCCUUGACAGUCGAUUCCAAGAUGCACGCCAGGAGCUAUCUAGGAUUCUUCAUGGAAAAAUGGGAUCUAGAAUGUUCCCACCUGAGCGCUGGAAGAAGUGCUUGACUGAUACUAGCUCUUUCUUUGAACCAGUUCUAGGGCAGAUGUUUGUGCAAGAAUUUUUCCCUCGGCAGACCAAAAAACGUGCUGAUCAGAUGUUCUCUGAGAUCCGAGAUGCCCUUUAUGGCCAACUGAAUCAGUUGGAGUGGAUGGAUGAACAGACCCGCCAAGGGGCUAAAGUCUUGGUUUCCAAAUUACAAGUGGAGAUCGGCUAUCCAGUUCAUAUACUCCAGACUGCCAAAGUGAAUCUGGAAUACCAGAAUUUGGAGAUAAAUGAAGACACUUUUUUCCUCAAUGUGGUGGCUUGCUUGAAUGUACUGAGGGAAAAUUCCUACUUGAAACUCCUUCAGCAUCGCACACAGGAUAACUGGCAUGUCUCCCCCUGGACUGUGCAUUCAUACUACUCAAUAAGGCAUCACGUGGUGGUCUUUCCAGCUGGAAUGUUUCGCAGCCCUUUUUUCCAUAUGAAUUUUCCCAGUGCUGUGAACUUUGGAGCUAUUGGGGUCUUCAUGGCACAUGAACUUCUUCAUAUGUUCUAUGGCUAUGUGCUGCCUGGGGGCUGUCCGACAUGUAACAGGAGUGCACUACAGAAAUCUGUAGACUGCUUGGUUGAACAGUAUGAAAGCUAUGGCUUCAAUGUCAAUGGCACUUUUACACUGUUGGAGAAUACGGCUGACACUGGAGGGCUCACCAUUGCUUACCAGGCCUAUAAGAAUUGGAUGAAAAAACACAAAGAAGAGGAUUUACCUGAGAUUGGACUUUCACAUGACCAGCUUUUCUACCUCAGUUUUGCUCAUGCAAUGUGUGGAUACCAGGAUCCUGAGAGACUACAGUCUUCCCUGAACAGAGAUCCACACAGUCCCUUGCCACUUCGUGUCUGUGGGCCUGUCAGCAAUAGUCAGGACUUUGCCAAGCACUUCCACUGUUCCAGUGGAUCCCCAAUGAACCCAGACAAAAAGUGCCACAUCUGGUAAUCUACAUUGAGAGAUAUGACCCCAGGGAGUGGAAAGUCUGACCUAUGAAAGUAUGACCACCUUCUGAGGGCCCCCAGGGUGCUCUUAUUCACUCCUCUGCCAUCCUUUUCUUGUUAUCCUUUCCUCAGCAGUUGAUGGUAGCAAAGUUCUUAAACUGAGCUCAUAAGGGUCUUCUUCUACUGUUUUACUGUUUUCAGCAGUCUGUCCCAGAUGUGACAACUCUGGAGUUUAGCAUGUCCCAAGGUAGUAAGUCUCUAUUAGGCAACAACUUCUGAGGAGCUGUCAACAGGACUGCUACAUUAGAAGUCCUUCUGUUCAGUGGAUUUCCCUGUCUACUCCAACAGACUUGCAGUCAUGUUGAAGGGUCAGGGCAAUAAGGUGGAGCUCUAAUACUUGUUCAUAUAAUAUUGGCUCUUAGGCAAAUCCUAUAGGUUACUACUUGUAAAUUACCACAUGUAAUUUACAAGAGCAAAGACUCCUCUUCUUCUGCCAAGAAAUGGAAAGAUGUAGUAGGAAAGACUCAGUGGCUCCAGCUUCUAGGCUGAAAGAUAAAUCACUUAAUAGUAGAGGUUACUGAAGGCCUUCCCUGUUCUGUUUUUGUUUAAUCGGCAAAACUCCUAAAAGGCAAAAGAGGAAAGAGAGAAGCAUCCCCAUUGCUGGGAGAGAGAUUAGGAGCUGAGAACAGAUUAUCUUUCUUCUUCCUUUCUUUUCCAACAAGAUUAUAUUUUUUUUAGUCUCUAUUUAGAGUUGAGGAUAUGGUUGAGGGUGGAGUAUGAGACUGUCACAAGGGUUUCUAGAAGUUUCUGAAGACUCAGCAAUUAGAAUUCCAAGAACUUCUCUGGAUCCUGAACCUGGUUCACUCAAUCCUAAAAAGUUUGUGAAUAUUUACCAUCCAAAUAGAGUAGUAAAGCUCCUGUAGGAUUUUACUUUCUACUUGAAAUUGAAAUUUAUGUAUUAAUUUACGUUAGAGGUAAAAGAGAGUAAGAAGUAAUAUAUUUUAGGGUAGGAGUACAAGGGUUUAAUACACAUUCUCAAGAACAACUUAAUUACAUCAAUUUCAGGUUCUGAUAAUUAGAAAAUGUAUACAAUUUUUCUAAAAUUUACUAAAUAUAAUAAGUAUACAAAAUACUCCUACAUUUUGCAUAUUCUUCAAACUGUUCUUAAUGAUGGGAGUGUUUUUAUUUUACUUAUUAUAUUGGCUGCCUAGGGAUUGUCUGCAGAAUAGAUAAUAGCAAGAGGAAAAAUCCCUCAUCAGUACAAGGAUUCUAAAAAUUGCAAAAAUCCUAAUAACUGUUAAUCCUUUCCAAAUACUGACCAAUGCAGCAAAAUAUUUUCCAAGAACAGGCUGUUCAGAUAUUUGGUUUUCAUUAAUUAACUACAAUAUUAAUAAAGUGUUUGCUUCAGAGAAAAAACCGUGGUAUUCCUCCGCUUGUUUAAUCAAUUUUGUCCUAGCAACAUGUCCAGAAUUUCUUUUAGUAUCUAAUAGCAAUUAACACUGUACCAGACCUUGUGUGUAAUAUAAAAGUUAUUUUAGUGUA